AGUGUGCAGUUGAAGCCGUCCCCGUGCCUCGCAUAUACUCUGCAUAUCACACGAUUUGGUCUCUCCUCUCUCUUUUCUGGAGCUGCUGUAGGACUGGCUAUGGCCACCGCUACUUCCGGGAUCCGUCAUUUCAUUCGCCCACCGCUCAGCGCUGCGAACUGACUCUGUUUCUAUAAGCAAGCUAGCAGCCAACCUGCCAACACUCGCUGACACUCACUCAUCUCAGUCUCGCCAGAUAGACGAAAUACCUACGGGGGGAAAGAAAGGAGAGAUCUGAAUCGCAAUCUCUUAAUUUCUACUGCUUUUUUCUUCUUCUUCUUCUUUUUUUUUUUACAGUGAUAAUAAAACAAGAUAGCGAUCUGGAGGCAUUAAAGGAGACGCGGACUUGCGGGAUGAAAACGGACUAAAAGAUUCGUCCUUCUCUUGAACAUCAUCACCAACCGUCAUUCAUUCAUUACCUUGACAACCUCUGGCUUUGAUUGACAGCUGGAGUGGCAAAAAGCCAUGAGACACGACAGUUUAGUUACAUGCAGGUUGUUGAUGGGCCGAUUGUAACCUUCACUUUGGCGCAUUUUUCCUUUUUUUUCCCGAGGAAAGAGGGAAAACCAGAAAAAUUGCAAAACUCCCUGAUGCUACGAUUUCAACUGAACCACACUGGCGAAUAGGAGAAGUCGCAAAGUUGGUUGAAAAAGGAAUCUCGCCUCUAAAUCACUUUCUAAACGGGACUGGGAUAUUAAAUAUACGACAGAUUCAGGAGUUUAUUGGAGCGCAGCCUGAUGGCGCAAAGGUACGAUGAGCUGGCCCACUACGGGGGGAUGGACGGAGUCUCGGCGUCGAUGUACGGGGACCCGCAUGCUCCCCGGCCGCUUCCCCAGGUCCACCACCUGAACCACGGACCGCCGCUGCACGCCAGCCAGCACUACGGAGCCCACGCUCCUCAUCCAAACGUUAUGCCCGCCAGCAUGGGCUCUGCUGUCAACGACGUUUUAAAGAGGGAUAAAGAUCAAAUUUAUGGUCACCCUUUAUUCCCACUGCUCGCACUGGUUUUUGAGAAGUGCGAGUUGGCGACGUGUACUCCGAGGGAGCCCGGCGUCGCAGGCGGCGAUGUCUGCUCCUCAGACUCCUUCAAUGAGGACAUUGCAGUCUUUGCCAAACAGGUCCGAGCAGAAAAACCUUUAUUUUCAUCAAAUCCAGAGUUGGACAAUUUGAUGAUACAAGCCAUACAAGUAUUACGAUUUCACCUCUUGGAAUUAGAAAAGGUGCACGAGCUCUGCGACAAUUUUUGCCACCGGUACAUCAGUUGUUUGAAAGGAAAAAUGCCAAUAGACCUAGUUAUUGACGAACGGGAUGGCAACUCAAAAUCAGAUCACGAAGAGCUCUCGGGAUCGUCGACUAACCUUGCAGAUCACAACCCAGCUUCCUGGAGAGACCACGAUGACGCCACCUCCACACACUCAGCCGGCACACCGGGGCCCUCCAGCGGGGGACACGCUUCACAGAGCGGUGACAACAGCAGCGAACAAGGAGAUGGCUUAGACAACAGCGUUGCAUCGCCUGGCACAGGGGAUGACGAUGAUCCUGACAAGGAUAAGAAGAGGCAGAAAAAACGUGGCAUUUUCCCCAAGGUGGCCACUAACAUCAUGAGGGCGUGGCUGUUCCAGCAUCUCACGCACCCAUACCCUUCUGAAGAGCAGAAGAAGCAGCUAGCCCAAGACACAGGCCUCACCAUCUUACAAGUAAACAACUGGUUCAUUAACGCCAGGAGAAGAAUAGUACAGCCCAUGAUUGACCAGUCAAAUCGAGCAGUGAGCCAAGGAGCAGCAUACAGUCCAGAGGGCCAGCCAAUGGGCAGCUUCGUGCUGGAUGGUCAGCAACACAUGGGGAUCCGACCAGCCGGGCCUAUGAGUGGAAUGGGGAUGAAUAUGGGCAUGGAUGGGCAAUGGCACUACAUGUAACCUUCAUCUUGUAAAGCAAAACGCAAAGAAAAAGGGGGAAGUCUGCCAGGCAUGCCAGGGGAGUACGUACCUCAGAGCGGUCCUAUGGGCAUGAGCAUGGCCCCACCAACUUACACCAACCCUCAUCAGAUGACCUCUCACCCUUCCCAGCUCCGACACGGACCACCUCUCCAUGCGUACCUGCCCGACCACCCCCACGCCCACCACCCUCAUCACCAUCCCCACCACGCCAUGCUGAUGCAUGGAGGACCCUCAUCGCACCCAGGAAUGACCAUGUCUGCACAGAGACCCCCUUUGCUCACUCCCAUUGACCCCAGUACUGGAGGACAAGGCCUGGACAUCCAUGCCCAAUAGUAUAAGGGAACUUUGCUACCAUGACAGCAGCAGCUACUACAAGAAAAGAGUUACAAAAAAAAAAAAAAA
Molecule: messenger RNA, 2378 nt
Organism: Cyclopterus lumpus (lumpfish)
Lineage: Eukaryota; Metazoa; Chordata; Actinopteri; Perciformes; Cyclopteridae
Gene: meis2a
Product: Meis homeobox 2a
Exons: 13
Coding region: 777-1955 (392 amino acids)
Biological process (GO): positive regulation of transcription by RNA polymerase II; embryonic pattern specification; animal organ morphogenesis
Molecular function (GO): DNA-binding transcription activator activity, RNA polymerase II-specific; RNA polymerase II cis-regulatory region sequence-specific DNA binding
Source: RefSeq, a predicted model, not a curated record